UGGCGCGUGCGCAAUACCAAGGCCCGAGUCCCCGAUACAAGAUGGCGGAGAAGGUGGGGAGGGAGAGGCGGAGGCGGGUCCGGACUGAAUAAAGCAAAGGCUAUACAGGGUUUCCAACAAACCUAUUUAAGGUCAGGACAGAUGAGGAGAGAUGACAAGUGAGAACCAUGGAACAUUGAAGGGAGACACCGCUUUGGUGAUGUCUCCCACAGGCUCUGCUACCCAGGGGUCUCCAGUCUCACCUUCGACCAGUAAACCGAUGCCAGAGUUGCCAGAUGAGCUCGUUCAGGCAGGCUGGUCGAAAUGCUGGAGCAAGCGAGAGAAUAGGCCUUACUGGUUCAACCGCUUCACCAAUCAAUCGCUGUGGGAAAUGCCGGUCCUGGGACAGCAUGAUGUCAUAUCCGACCCGUUGGGUUUGAACGCUGCACCGGCUUCAGCAGAGGGGGCAGGAGACGCCGGCUUAGGCAAUGGGCAGCGCAAGAGACGCCUGUCGGACGAGGCUUCUCUGGGUGGUCCCAAUAGCUUCAAAAGGCCCAAGAUUGAGGUUGGCGUACCGGUGACCCCAACGACUCCCACUGUUCCCAUCUCGCCCUUGACCGCCGGUACUAAACCGUGGAACUCUGCCACGGGCACAGAUGAGAAGCCCGGGCAGCCUGCACCGGCGCCGUAUCGCCCGACCAUAAUAUACUGGGACUUGGACAUUCAGACGAAUGCUGUGAUCAAAGAACGAGCUCCUGCCGACCACCUACCCCCUCACCCGGAGAUCGAGCUCCAACGUGCCCAGCUCACUACCAAGCUACGCCAACACUAUCAUGAGCUAUGCUACCAACGAGAAGGUAUCGAGCCGCCGCGGGAGUCCUUCAACCGCUGGCUGCUGGAGCGCAAGGUGCUGGACAAAGGGCCGGACCCCCUGCUGCCCAGCGAAUGUGACCCCAUCAUAUCCCCGUCCAUGUUCAGAGAGGUCAUGAACGACAUCCCCAUCAGAUUGUCCCGCAUCAAGUACAAAGAGGAGGCCCGAAAGCUUUUGUUCAAGUACGCCGAAGCAGCCAAGAAGAUGAUUGACUCCAGAAAUGCUUCACCAGACAGCCGGAAAGUAGUGAAAUGGAAUGCGGAGGACACCAUGAACUGGCUGCGGAGAGACCACUCGGCCAGUAAAGAAGACUACAUGGAUCGUCUGGAGCACUUGCGAAAGCAGUGCGGCCCCCAUGUAGCGGCGGUGGCCAGAGACUCUGUGGAGGGCAUCUGUACGAAGAUCUACCACAUCUCAGCAGAGUACGUGCGCCGCAUUCGCCAGACUCACCUGAACUUGCUGAAGGAUUGCAACAUCACAGACCCGGACCCAGCCGACUUGCAGGAUAGGCUGGUCUACUGCUACCCAGUCCGGCUGGCCCUGCCCUCGCCGCCCCAGCCCCGCGUGGAGCUGCACUUUGAGAACGACAUUGCCUGCCUGCGCUACAAGGGUGAGAUGGUCAAGGUCAACCGCGGAUACUUUGCCAAGCUGGAGCUCUUGUACCGGUACAGCUGCAUCGACGAUCCCAGGUUCGAAAAGUUCCUGUCGCGAGUGUGGUGUCUGAUCAAGAGAUAUCAGGUGAUGUUUGGCGCCGGUGUAAAUGAGGGUACAGGCUUACAGGGGGCUCUCCCUGUGCCUGUCUUCGAAGCCCUCAACAAGCAGUUCGGAGUGACCUUUGAGUGUUUCGCCUCGCCGCUGAACUCCUACUUCAAGCAGUUCUGCUCAGCCUUCCCUGACACAGACGGCUUCUUCGGAUCCCGGGGGCCCUUCCUGAACUUCUCACCGGCUAGUGGUUCCUUUGAGGCCAACCCUCCGUUUUGCGAGGAGUUGAUGGAUGCCAUGGUUACACACUUUGAGGAACUGCUGGAGAAGUCCAGCGAGCCGCUGUCCUUCAUCAUCUUUGUCCCGGAGUGGCGAGACCCACUGACCCCGGCGCUCAAACGCAUGGAGACCAGCAUCUACCGCCGCCACCAGAUGUCCGUCCCCGCCUUCGAGCAUGAGUACCGCAGCGGCUCGCAGCACAUUUGCAAGAAGGAGGAGAUGUACUACAAGGCCGUCCACGGCACGGCUGUCGUCUUCUUGCAGAACGCUGCCGGCUUCGCAAAGUGGGAGCCCACGCUGGAGCGCAUCCAGGAGCUGCUGGCGGCAUACCAGGUCUCCGGGCGAGCUUUGGGCUCCCCAGGUCCCUCCUCCACUCCCACUAUGCCCUCCCCGGCCAGUGUGGGCGGGUUGGGGGACAAAGACUCUACUUCCGCCAGGGCUGCACCUGAGCGAUCAGCCAGUUUGGACACGUUGUCGACCGCUAGCCAGGAUAACAGCAGUAUUAGCAGUCCUGUGGAGAAGAUGCCUCCGGAGGCAGCAAGCGUUUAAAAGCACGAGAGGGAACAUGAUUGAGGGUGGGGAGUGUUUUGGGGGUGGGUGGGGGGCCAGACUACAAAUGGUGCUGAGAGUGUGUGUGUGUGUGUGUGUGUGUGUGUCUUAGGAGGGAGGGUGGGUGGCGGUCUUAAAAUAUGUUUACUUUCUCUGCCUGUACUAUUUAAUAUAAGUUCUACUGGGUUUUUAUUAUUCUGGAUGUUAUUUACUGUUGUAGCUCUUGUUGCUUUUUAACAAUGUAGCUAGUGGUUAAUGUUCACUAGGAUUCCUUUUUCUGUCAUCGUUUGCUGUUGUCGUCAUUAUCAGGUGAUUCUAGUCCUUGUUCGUUGGCCUUUAUUGAGAUGGGGUGCGUUCUAAGCGACCCCCAAGGUGUUCUGCUUCUGAGCAGCGGCGCUUGGCUGUCGGGUUUUGAUUGGUGGAAUGGAACACUGUGUCUUUGGAAAGGCUUGUUUUGUUUGUCCGAAUCUCCUUUGUUGCUUCACAGGUACAGAGGGGAGAUGUGUUGUUGGAAUUAAGGCAGCUACGUUUUUAACCCCACCACCACCAAGCCAACAGUUUAGCGGCCAUCCUUGUACAUACGAAAUCCUAAAGUCAGAGUACUGAAUGAGAGAGUAAGGGCUUUCAUAGACGGUGCUUUGUGGACUUGUUAUGCAGGUCACAUACCAUAGAGAGUUGGUUUCAUACUGGCCAAGUCAAACUACCUUGGUUGUUACAUCAGCCGUUGAAGCCAACUAAUGGAACUGUUAACUGUUAGUUAGAAAUGGUGAACUCUCUGUUCUCUUUAUUGAUUAAUACAGGCCAUCAAUGCAUCUUCCAAUGGUGAUAUGUUUUAGACCACUAGUGAGCGUAGACCCAAACAAUAGAUGUGUUAUUGUAAUGUUCGAUCUACACUGUGUGUAAGUCUCACGCAACAACUAUGAAUUGGGUUGAUCUGGCUUGUUGAGGUAAAUGCGUGCCCCUUGCUAUAAUCCUGUCCCCCAGUUUGAUAAUACCUGAUGUAAAUGAAACCCUCUUGAAACAUAGGAAUGUUUUUCACCCUUUCACAUUGUUUUGACAUUGUAGUAUGUUGUGUUGUAUGGUUUAGGACAGUGGUUCCCAAACCUCUCCUGCCCCCCCCCCUUCCAUCAGUUAGAUGUAUCCCAGAGCUAGCACACCUGAUUCAACAGGUAAGGGUUUGUUAAUUAGUUAAGUUGAUUCAGGUGUGCUAGCUCUGGGAUAUAUCUAAUAUAUGGAAUGGGGGGGUGGGGCAGGAAGGGUUUGGGAACCAUUGGCUUAGGAGACAGAAAGGUUACGUCGCAUUUUAAUCCCUCCAAUCUCAAAUGUGUUUUUCUUUUUAUAUGUUUACACCAGUAUGAGAUUAGAAAGCAUCACUGGGCAGCACAAUGAAUGUACAUUCUGAAAGGCAAAAUAGACGGUCCCCACUGCGCCCCCGGACGUGGCUCUGUACAGUACCCCACCAUAUGUAGUGCGCUUGUUUUGACCAGGGCCGGUACAGCUCAGGUCCAAAGGAGUUCACUAGGAAGGGAUUAGGGUGUCAUUUUGGGAUACAUUCUCCGAGAGACUCUACUCACUCAUCAAGCGGAGAGAAAUUGUGUAUUUUAAAUAAAAAAAUAAACUACUAGAAGACAAUACGCUUGUACAGUGAGCUUCGACAGUUCCUUACUAGAUGUCAUCACUUGCCUUGGCCCCAUUUGUACAUACUUAGUUGUGAGGUUUUUAUAGAGAACUAUUACCGCAGGCGCAGGCCUGGAGGACAAGGCAAAGCUCUGUUUAUGCUCUUGCAAACAAAUUACAGUAAUCUUUGGUCUUUGAACAUAAGUACUACAGUAAACCUAGCGUUGCGCCCAAGAACCUGCAUACAAAGUUUAGCCAGUUUUGUUCUUUGUCACCUGAGCAUCAAACAUCAGUCGCAUAACCUGAACCCUAGUAUGUUUCUGUCACCAGCAAAACAAGUUGUAGAUAUUGUACAGAAAAUUGGUAUGAAGUAUGUAUUAUUUUUCUCUAUGCUACACAAUUGUAUUGAGCGCUGAUGGAAAAUAAUUAUAAUUGUAUGUUGUCUGUUCUGUGCUAUUUUUUUGAGUUAAUUUAACAUUUUUUUUUUUAUUGAUUUGUUCAUGUAUUAUACAGUUUAUUACAUAGAAAUUGUUUUAAUCUAAACCAAAGUGUUAUUAAAAGAAAAAAAUCUAUCUUGUAUGUAAAAGUAGGCUUGUGUAUGAUUGCAUCAGUUAAUGCAUAAGCUGUAACCAGCAAAAUUACUCCUUGAGUUUAUUUUUAUAAAUAUUUUUGUUGUUCUGGUAAGAGCGAAUUUUAUGUUUGGAAUUUAUUUUGCAUGACACUUUUGACACUUAAAUCAUAAAAUCUUUGUAUUCUUAAAUCAGUUCAUAGACUUUUUACAUUAAGUGUGAAUACGUAUCUUAUAUUUAUCCCUAUCUGUUAACCUUUAAGGUUCUUUAUUGUCUGUAGAUCAUUUGUAAUACCAUUACUGUUUUUUCUCAAUAUGAUUCUUAUGGGCAAGAAUAAGGAGACUGUAAAUACUGUCUGUACUGAACUCAUUUUCCACGUAUCCUCUGAGUAUAUUAUCAAUGUUGUGGCAUUCUCUCCAGUGGAACUAGCAUACAGAUGCGCUGAAUCACAUUUGCUCCCAGUAAAAUGUGUCAAACCAUGUAUGUAAUUUGAAUUUCUAAUAAACUGACGUACCAUA
Messenger RNA from Esox lucius (northern pike), 5084 nucleotides. RefSeq names its product PDX1 C-terminal inhibiting factor 1 (gene pcif1). Lineage: Eukaryota; Metazoa; Chordata; Actinopteri; Esociformes; Esocidae. The transcript has 16 exons. Gene Ontology annotation, cellular component: nucleus. The coding region runs from base 152 to 2380 and encodes 742 amino acids. Gene Ontology annotation, molecular function: RNA polymerase II C-terminal domain binding; mRNA (2'-O-methyladenosine-N6-)-methyltransferase activity. The record is from RefSeq and is a predicted model, not a curated record.